Molecule: messenger RNA, 1473 nt
Organism: Rotaria socialis
Lineage: Eukaryota; Metazoa; Rotifera; Eurotatoria; Philodinida; Philodinidae
Source: the annotation of a GenBank genome assembly
AUGCAGCCACUUGACCGAGCUCAGCGUGAAUUCGUCGAAAUCCCUCGGUCAGCUUAUAUUCGAGAAUUGCGUCCUAUAUGGCUACGUAGCUAUCGACCUCCAUGGUUUUUCGACUCAUGCUGUGAUCAACGUCAAGUAUUGAUAUCAGCCGAUCUCAUGUUUCGGGCUGGAGAUUAUAUAUUGCUACCAUCCCUUUUGUGGCUUUGUCAAAUAGGUCUACAAGAAUUGACAAAUUUAUCCUUGGAAGCAUGCAUUCAAAAGACAAAUGGGUUUCGCUUUAAUUUGUGGUACGGUCUGACACAUCCUGAUUUCAUUUCGCUGCCGGUUCUACCUCGAUCACCAAAUCCCACCAUAAAUGUAUCUGAGUCAAAUUCUAUGUCACAACAUGACAUAUCGUCUAACGUCUGCUCAUCGGAUUCAUCUAAAUCAACAUUAACCGAAAAACUCUCGCUGGUCAAUACUUCCAUCGGAAUGAAAUUUACUUUUCUGGAUUUAGAACGACCCGACAUUGAGCACUUGACGCAAGUGGAAAAGUGUGUGUGCGAUUGGCUUUCAACAGUCGGUGGCUGGUCAUCAAAACCUAUGAAAUCAAUUCAGUCUUUCUUUCAUAUUCCUCCACCUGACUCACCAAAAAGCACGUUGCAUUUACAUUUAGUUUCAGGUAGAGAGCUUGAUCUGGAAAGGAACCAUGUAUUUUAUCGAAUCCCAUUAUCUGAUUUACAAAAUGGCAAGCAACCAGCUUUUAUUGUUGAUCUUACGCGAUGGGAGCAUGAAAGACGCAUGGAACUAGUACAGUUGGCCAGAAGUUUGCAUCGCAUGCCCCGUGUGUAUGGCAUCUCGGGUUGUACUUGUACAGGUAAAUCUGAGUUGGCCAUGGGUUUAAGUGCAAAGUAUCCUAUGGACGUAAUCCACCAAGAUGACUUUCAUUUACCGGAUGCACAACUUCCUCGCUUGUCCGAAGAAGAAACAUCACUUCUUCCCAAUAAAUGGCCACAGAGAUCUAAUAUUGAUCGAAGUCAUCCUUUAGCUGUUGAUUGGCAAGCUUUGCUCAAUCAUAUAGAAGGGUUAAAAGCUAAAACAGAGAAGAAAUUUAUUUUGGUUGAAGGAAACUUGUUAUUGUCGCAAAGUCAAAUGCGGAAUAUGUUAGAUCGUGUAGUAUUUAUCCACGUAUCUGAAGACCGAAAAGAAGUUAUCAUGCAGCGGCGUAUGGCACGUGCACGACCAAACAGUUCAUCCGAACUAGAGAUGAACGUGGCGAAAGAAGAAUAUUUACCAUACUUCAAUUCUGUUUGGAGCAAAUAUCAAUUAUAUGGCCAACCAUAUUUCCAAGCCUAUCAAAUAGACUUUGAAAAGUCAACAUCAAAUGCUAUACUAGAUCUUCACUCAUGGUUUAAAGAUAAUAUCGAAGAAGAACUCACUAAAUGUGAACAUGAACUCGAUUCAGAAUUGGGUCAUACGCAGGACAUGGUGUAG